Molecule: messenger RNA, 331 nt
Organism: Arvicola amphibius (Eurasian water vole)
Lineage: Eukaryota; Metazoa; Chordata; Mammalia; Rodentia; Cricetidae
Product: ATP synthase subunit ATP5MJ, mitochondrial
Exons: 1
Coding region: 8-190 (60 amino acids)
Cellular component (GO): mitochondrion
Source: RefSeq, a predicted model, not a curated record
CGCUGAGAUGCUUCAAAGCCUUAUUAAGAAUGUCUGGGUCCCCAUGAAACCCUACUAUACUCAGGUUUACCAGGAAAUUUGGGUAGGAAUGGGGUUGAUGACCUUCAUCCUUUAUAAAAUCAGGAGUGCUGAUAAAAGAAGUAAAGCUUUGAAAGGCUCAAGUUCUGCACCUGCCCAUGGUCAUCACUAACCGCUCACCGAGUCCACUCAAGAUGAAUCCUGUCGGCUAAACUUAAGCAAGUGUGUUAGAUGGGAACAUGAAACAUCGCUGUACACUUCCCUAAGUACCAUUUACAACGUGGCAUCAAUAAAUGUGUCUGAGUAGCAAAAA